Messenger RNA from Coregonus clupeaformis (lake whitefish), 2177 nucleotides. RefSeq names its product growth/differentiation factor 5-like. Gene Ontology annotation, biological process: BMP signaling pathway; SMAD protein signal transduction. The transcript has 2 exons. Gene Ontology annotation, molecular function: cytokine activity; growth factor activity. Bases 266 to 1882 code for a protein of 538 amino acids. NCBI's taxonomy places the organism in Eukaryota, Metazoa, Chordata, Actinopteri, Salmoniformes, Salmonidae. The record is from RefSeq and is a predicted model, not a curated record. Gene Ontology annotation, cellular component: extracellular region.
GCGAAGUCAAGUUUUCUCCUCUCAGUGCAAACCUUCUCGGACAUUUACUGCAUAUUGGAAAGCAAGACCUGCAACAGGACAUUUGCAUCACUAUGGUACUGAAUAACGGAUCUGGGAGUAACGGUUUGCAUAGUGUAAUUUACCAUAGAACACUAACUUCUAGUCCACAUUUUCACUUUUCCAAACUUGUUCAUGUUUACCUAUUUCAAACGGGAAAAGCCUGUGCGCAUUUCUCCCUGGCUAAAAUUCAAAGGAAGAUCAGAGGAUGAAAGUACUGAAACGUGUCCCUCUUUUAUUGGGGUGUUGGACUCUCUUAUACCUGGACUUUAUCCCAGCGUCAAUGCGCCAUACCGGGACGGCAGAGUGCGCAGCCGAGAGCGGAGGCAAGGAGCACACAGGCGGAGCAGGUGAAGGAGCCAACCCGGGAAUUGGCUCAGCUGCCAGGUUGACGGUAGGAAAGUACGGAGCAGGGGGAUGGAAGUCUCUAAGUGCUGCGAGGAUCACGCGCAUUAGAACAGGACCCCCGCUGAUAAAGGGCGAGGCAGCCAAAGCGAAAGCUGUGACAUCAGUGUCAUCACCGCACGGCGUAACGGCCAGCCAUGCUCGUGGAGCUGUCAAUUUGGGGCCCAAGGAGGCUGCGCGCUAUUGGGUACCCGGCGGGGAUGCUACUAAAGCAGCAGCUGCGCCUGCUCCCGUGGCAUUGAGCAUGCAAACAGGAAAAAGCUCAGCCAGUCCUGGACAGAGCAAAGAAAACACUGUCCCCAGAGCUGGAACAUCAGCACGAACUGGACAGCAAAAAGUUGUUGAUGUGCAAAAGCACAUUGCUCGGUUGGCCCAAAGGAGUGCCAAAGAAACGGGCAAACUCAGAGGCAGACACUCUCCAAAGCUCCUAUUGGUGACGCCACAUGACUACAUGUUGUCACUGUAUUGGUCACUAUCCACAGGAGAGGUGAACACUAGUGUGCUACACGAGGCUGGCAUGGCCAACACCAUCACCAGCGUUGUGGAUAAAGGACAAGAUGCCCUUCUUCCCCAGCUGAGAAGACAGAAGUAUUACUUCAACAUCAGUUCCCUGGAGAAGGAGGGGUUACUGGGUGCCGAGCUGCGUAUACUCAGGAAAAGACUGGCUGAUCCACACAAAGCACUUUCCACUGGUAGAGUUUUCUGCCUGAAGCUUUUCACCUGUGUAGCAGGUAAGCAGAAAGCUACACUGCUUCAAACUCGAACCAUCGAGGACCACAAUACGCCCAAAUGGGAAGUGUUUGACAUUUGGAAACUAUUUAAGAAUUUCAAGAACACCGUCCAGCUUUGCUUCGAGCUGGAGGGUUUGGAACGGGGCCGCCCCGUGGACCUCAGGGCACUGGGCUUCAGUCGCCUGGGCAGGCAGACCAAAGAGAAGGCCUUUUUCCUCAUGUUCGGGCGCACCACGAAAAACGACUUGUUCUACAAUGAGAUCAAAGCCCGGUCGGGCCACGACAACAAGACUGUGUACGAGUAUCUGUUCACUCAGCGGCGCAUGCGCCGAGCUCCAACCACCCGCAGCAAGAAGCUGGCCAAGAACCCCAAGCCUCGUUGCCACAGGAAGCAGCUGCACGUCAACUUCAAGGAGAUGGGCUGGGACGAUUGGAUCAUCGCCCCAUUAGAGUAUGAGGCCUACCACUGCGACGGGGUGUGCGACUUCCCUAUUCGCUCGCACCUCGAGCCCACCAACCACGCCAUCAUCCAGACGCUCAUGAACUCCAUGGACCCCGACUCGACUCCGCCCACCUGCUGCGUGCCCACUCGCCUCAGCCCAAUCAGCAUCCUCUACAUUGACUCAGCCAAUAAUGUGGUCUACAAACAAUACGAGGACAUGGUGGUGGAGUCCUGUGGCUGCAGGUAGCAAUGGACAAAAUACUCAUCUGAGACCUUUGUUUUGUAGUUCAGCCUGAACUACAGAAUUUGAGUUUGAUUUUUUGAGUAAACAGAUUGGUUAAUAGUUGUUAUGGCAAUACACUUUGAUAGCAAAUGACAGGAAGCUAAUAACACAAAUCACUUCCUGAGAUCUAACUUUAUGAGGUUAAAGGGGAACUGCACCCGCUGAUUUGGCCUAGUUUUUUGACUUGCUCUUCAAGAAAUGCUGGCAGCCAUGACAGAAGCCAAAUGUGAGUUGGCUUGGGGGUAUGGUUUGAUGUGGG